AUGGUGCCCACAGCGACGUCCGCGCGGCUGGACCCUCGCGGACUGUGCCCCCCUGCGCCCGCCUCGACAGAGCCCGCCCUGGGCUUGCUCUCCGCGGCCCUGGCUCCGGGGAAACUCCUCCGCGGAGGGUGGCCCGGGCCAGCAAGCGCCAAUCCGCGACAGCCCCGGGCCAAGCCAGCCAAUCGCCGGCCGGGCUCCGGAGCAGGGGUGUGGAAGGAAGCAGAGGACCAGGAGCCGGCAGCAGGGGGUCGGACACAGAAACUUCAGAAGGAACGCCUCAUGAAUGACUUCUCGUCAGCCUUAAACAAUUUCCAGGUUGUGCAGAGAAGGGUAUCUGAAAAGGAAAAAGAAAGUAUCGCCAGAGCAAGGGCUGGAUCUCGUCUUUCUGCAGAAGACAGGCAAAGAGAAGAGCAGCUCGUCUCAUUUGACAGCCAUGAGGAAUGGAACCAGAUGCAGAGACAGGAGGAUGAGGCGCCCAUCACUGAGCAAGACCUGGAACUUAUUAAAGAGAGGGAAACGGCGAUUCGGCAGCUGGAGGCUGACAUAUUGGAUGUCAAUCAAAUAUUUAAAGAUUUAGCUAUGAUGAUCCAUGACCAAGGUGAUCUGAUUGAUAGCAUAGAAGCCAAUGUGGAAAGCUCAGAGGUGCAUGUGGAGAGAGCCACUGAUCAGCUACAAAGAGCUGCUUACUAUCAGAAAAAAUCUCGCAAGAAGAUGUGUAUCCUUGUGCUUGUCCUGUCAGUGAUUAUUACAGUCUUGGUAGUUGUUAUCUGGGUUGCUUCUAAAUGA
Meriones unguiculatus (Mongolian gerbil) is the source of this 786-nucleotide messenger RNA. RefSeq names its product syntaxin-12-like. Gene Ontology annotation, biological process: vesicle-mediated transport; intracellular protein transport; vesicle fusion. The transcript has 3 exons. Bases 1 to 786 code for a protein of 261 amino acids. NCBI's taxonomy places the organism in Eukaryota, Metazoa, Chordata, Mammalia, Rodentia, Muridae. Gene Ontology annotation, molecular function: SNARE binding; SNAP receptor activity. Gene Ontology annotation, cellular component: SNARE complex; endomembrane system; synaptic vesicle membrane. The record is from RefSeq and is a predicted model, not a curated record.